Rotaria sp. Silwood2 is the source of this 1767-nucleotide messenger RNA. Lineage: Eukaryota; Metazoa; Rotifera; Eurotatoria; Philodinida; Philodinidae. The record is from the annotation of a GenBank genome assembly.
AUGUUAUUUGGAAACAGAAAAAUAUGGACAAUCGGUUCAUCAGCAGUUGUUGUCGUUUUUAUUGGUGUAGUAAUCUUAAUAGCAAAUCUUACUGUAAUUUUCAAGCAGAGACAAUAUUUGUUUCAUAUGAACAAUAUUCGAUCAAAUUUCAAAAUCAGUAUUAAUGAACAAAACAAUUUAUCAGAUAGUUAUAAGCCAUCUCAGAUUUCUGCAUCAUCAUCUCAGACUGACCUACGAUCACUAGUAACGACUGUCAAAUGUGUCGGUCCACUAUACAAUCAGUCGUGUCUCUACAAAAAUCUUUAUUAUACAAAUCGUGGAUUUUGGGCUCUAUCAUUGAAAGAAAAUAAUUUAUCAUUACCAGGCGUUCGACUUGAAGCAUUAGCUACAACAGAUUUUCGACCGAAUCAUCGUGUAUUUGAUACAUAUGAAGAACUGCAUGAAUUUGUUCGUUUGACUAUUGAUCCGAUGGUCCUCUCGGGACUUACACUCCACUUCAAUCAACGUUGGCACAAAAAUAUUGGUCAUGCACUUUUUGAUGGACUCUAUCCAGCUUAUGUUGCACUGAUUCGUUUUGCUCCCAAACAUCUGCAAUCGUUUCGUGUGUUUGUUGGCUUAGAUCACAUCAAUUGUGACAGUUGUUUUAGUGAAGAUGUAUACAGCCGGUUUGCCGGAGGUGGAUUGAUCAAAUCUAAUGUUAUCGAUUGGCUUAUGCCCAAUAGAUGGUUCCUUUUUGAAGAGUUAGUAAUGGGUAGCGGUAUGAUGUGUCAACGAUGUAUUCAAUCAAAUUAUCAGUUAGCUGGAGGUGUAGAACUCGAUGGAUCUCGACUCUUUCGAGAUCGAAUGUAUAAACAACAUGGAGUUAUUCCUGCUGAUGCUAGACGAAAUUAUUCGGCAGAAAAGCGCAAUGCAGCAAAGCCAUUGAAUGCUUUUAUUAUUGAUAAUAAACGUUUUACAGUAGAAGAACGAGGAGAAAUUCGAAUAGCAAUGGAUGAAAUCAACAAUUAUACUGAUACACACAUCAAUAAAAGUGUAGACGAUAUUAAGAAAUUACCAUAUCCGCUUAUUCGAGUUUAUUAUCUCAAUUAUCGUAAUAUAAAAGCAAAAACUAAUGUUUCAUUUCGAAUUAAAUCAACUCCUGUCGAUACUAGAUCACCAACAUACGAAUUGAUGGACAAUGAUUUUAUCGCUCAAUUACAAAUUUUGCGUGAUAUGGAUAUUCAUGUUACAGGACCCGGUACAGGUCAGAUGUAUCAAACAUUUCUCUCUGAUGGUUCAAUAAAUAUUAAUCUUGGAGGCAUGAAUCCAUAUAAAAAAGAAACUACGCCUAUCGCUUAUCCAUCGUUUCUCGAACAAUAUGUAACGGCAGGUACUCCAUAUAUCAAAGGUCUCUAUUAUCCAAUCAAUAAAAGACGGGAUGGAAUUAGAAGAAUUGAAUUAGUCAAAUUGAUAAAACAGGCAGCGCAAUUCAUUAUGCAAGGAUUUUCAUUACCAGUAAAUCCAAAAGAUAGUCUCGCACCGGAUGGACAAGUAUUUGUAGAACAAUGUGAAAAUGACAAAAACUUUUGUAAAUUAGUCACUGUACGAAAAACUGGUUAUUUCUGGUGCAACAAUAUGUGGACAGAAGAUUUGGUGCAUGAACGCAGGCAAUGGGCAGAAGGAGGAUUUCCUAUAGGUGGUAAAAAAGUUAGUUGUUCAUUCAAUCGUACAUUAUUGCGUAAUUUGAGACAAAAAUAUGGUAUCGAAUAUCGUCCUGGUCGAGAGUAA